Messenger RNA from Pezoporus flaviventris, 4757 nucleotides. It is a transcript of the gene MEAK7, whose product is annotated as MTOR associated protein, eak-7 homolog. The coding region runs from base 457 to 1869 and encodes 470 amino acids. Lineage: Eukaryota; Metazoa; Chordata; Aves; Psittaciformes; Psittacidae. The record is from RefSeq and is a predicted model, not a curated record. Gene Ontology annotation, biological process: TOR signaling. The transcript has 7 exons.
UUUAGUGCCACAUCUUAUUAGCUUCAGUCCGUUAAUGCAUCAGAAAGAUGUAGCAUAACCUGUCAUAAAUAAUCCAUAAUCAGGCUAUUCCCUUUGCAUUACUGAUGUAUUCCAGUUGACAGACUCGUGGUCACUUUCUACAAGCUAAUUUAAUCAUUAGAUCGUAUCGUUUUUUCCAUUUGAUAAGACCCAAAUGAGGUUUGAAUUUGUAAACAGGGUGGGUUUAGCAAACAGCUAGCAGAUUGGACAUUUUUAAAGUACAGUUGCUGGUGUUCCUCAAGUUCAUUAAGUCUCAGUGGAUACAGAGAAUAAACAGUAGUUUAUAAUUUUCUAGAAGGCUGGUAAUUUCCUCUGGUAAAACUUGCACUGGUAUGUUAGUCUGUUUGACAUGGCCACUGCGAUACCUUUCUGUUUACUGCUUUUUUUAUUCCUUUUCCUUUGCUACAGGUUGAAAAGAUGGGAAAUGCAGAAAGCAAUGUGUAUCAGAAUUACCUUUCCAGAUUCCUUCCUGAGGAGCAGUCUGAUAUUGAUGGAGUAUUUGACACCGUAUCAGGAUUGAGUGGUUCAGCUGCAGGAAAAAAUAGCAAAGCUCCAAAGAAGACUGUGACUCUGGCAGCACUACAGGCGUAUACACGGGAGCCAUUACCUGAGCGAAUGACUAUUCGGUUAUACAAUGGAAUGAAAAGUAUUGCCCUGACUGGGAAAUCAUCUGGGCUGAAUGAACAGAUUGCUAAGGAGCAGUUUGUAAUUUUUAUGUCAAACCUCUUAAAAGGGAAUGCAGAUGAGAAGAUUACCAUAAUAAUGAAAAUGAUCUCCAAUACAGAAGGGCCUGUGAAAGGCAAGCAAAUUCAAGAGUUCACAGAGGAUCUGGUCAUGUCUGUAGUCCAUGUACUGAGCUACAGGAAGGAACUGAAAGGUUGGAAUUCAGAGAAUACUAGGGAUUCUGCAAGUGGAGUAAAGGCUAUGGCCUCUCAGCUGCUGUCAGAAUUGAAGCUUGCAGAUGGGACAAAACCUGUGGGUCCUCAGCUGAUGGAGACAAAUUUUGAUCAAAGUGUCAUUGAGGAUUGGGUGUACCGAGUUCCCCAGAUCUCAGUUUUCCUCAGUGUUAUUACCAGGCAAGGCCUCCAUGUUCUGCAUUCUCUCACAGACCAAACCAAAGACACACUCAACCUGGUUCCAAGCUGCAAAGGCAUCAAGGGAAGAGGAUUUGUCAGUCUUUUUGACAUCCCAUCCAUCAUAUACAUCAACUCCCACUUGCCUGCAGAGCUACAGCACAAGUGGCAGCUUUUAUUUUCUUCUAGGCUUCAUGGGGAAAGCUUUUCACAGUUAUGUGCGCAUAUAGUGAACAAGGGUCCUUGCAUAAUGAUCUUAAAGGACUUAGAUGGUUAUAUCUUUGGUGGGUUUGCAUCUCACUCCUGGGAGGUGAAGCCACAGUUUCAAGGUGACGAUAGGUGCUUUCUGUUCUCUGUUUUGCCCUCUCUUGCUGUUUACACAUACACAACCUAUAAUGACCACUACAUGUAUUUGAACCAUGGCCAACAAACAAUGCCAAAUGGACUUGGUAUGGGUGGACAACACGGGUACUUUGGACUCUGGAUAGACAGUGACUAUGGGAAGGGACACAGUAAAGCAAAGCCUCGAUGUACCACCUACAACAGUCCCCAGCUGUCAGCAAAGGAGGAUUUUACACUGGAUGCCAUGGAAGUUUGGGCAGUGGGAGACUUCCGUGAAAGUGCAGGGAAAAAGGGUAAGAAGAGUAUCCUGGAUGUAGAUCCUGAGGCUCAGGCCCUAUUAGAAAUGGCUGGAAAAAGUCGUCUGAGUGAAGGUCUACGAGAAACCGUUGAAGAGGAUGAUGAGGAUGAUAACUGAAAGAAUCACAGUAACAUGAAAAUCCUUUAUUUUCCUCCUGACUGUUGAUGUUCCUUGAACAGAAUGUUUUUUCCUCUUUUUUUUCUUUUCCUUACAUUUACCUAAUUAUCUGGGACAAAGCUUAAGUCUCAUACAGUAUUUAGGUCCCAUACAAUAUCCUAUACAAUUACUAACUUCAAGAUUUAUGUGUAUAUGUAUAGAUAUAUAUAUAUAUAUAUAUAUAUAAAGACUGUUCAAGACGCUGAUUAGGUCUCAUACCUCAACUGCACUUAUUUAUUUGCAUGCAAACUAUAAUGAUGUCUUACUUUGGUAGACUCAGGUUAGGCCACAUGUUUCCAUAUGAAGAUUACUAUUAAUCCACAAUGCUUCAGUUAAAGCAUUAAAUUUCAUGUUUUCCAAGUCGGAUUUUCAACAGUGGGCUUCAAGAUGUCCAAAACUGUAUGUAUAUGGUCUUUAGUUUUGUAAUACUACAUUACACAGUAGAGCAGUUAAGAAAUUUUCCAUUGCUUUUUAAACUUAAUAGAACAGAACCAUUGAAGUAAUUCAUCCAUAUUCAUCCUAAGAAUGGGCCACACCUCCAUCUGAAAUUGUCUAGAGAAGGUACAGUCUUUAGUAGCCUCACUUGGGACUGGAGUGAAAGAUCAUGCUGUAAAAAGGAUUAACUAAGAAGCAUCCACAGGUAAUUGGGAAGAGUAGCUGCAGAUACCUUGUAAGAAUUUUUUUAAAUCACCAUUAUGUUUGUAACAUGUUUAAAGAAAACUUUAUUUCCACAUAAUUAAUCAUUACUUCAUUAUGGAAAAAAAAAUGCACAUAAUGUAAAAUGUACUUGGUUGGGUUUUUUGCUGUUUUGUUGACUGUUCACCAGUCAGCAAACAGUGUUGUCAUGUCUCUUGUACUCAGAGCUUUUUCUGCUUGAAUCUGUUCACAUCUACCAGUAAUUAUUAGUUUGAACUUGUUAAUUCUAUGUGUAAUUAACUUGUGAAAAAUAGCCCUAAUUUCUACCAGGGACUGUCAUUUCUAACCCAGCAGAUUGUGUUUGGUUAUUAGUUUGUACGUCUGUCAGUCUUUCUCCUAAGGAAAAGGACCUUACAGAAUCUCCUUUGUCUUGGCAUGAGUUUUCAGUGCAGCUUAGAGAAAAAAAUGUGUUUUAACUGUCUAUACAAUACUGCAAUCCCUUUUUUCCACCUGAUGUUUUUCAUAGGGAGCCAGAUUGUAAUGUUCUGAAUAAUCUGCAAUUGUGCCUUAAUAUAGAUCCUAUUUUUAAAACUUCUACUAAACAAUAUGAAUUUAACCUUGAAAGGAGAGCAUGAAGAAAUCAAUCUAGCCAGACAUCCUAGAACUCAACUGUACAUUUUGUAUGCUACCUGAACUAAUGAUUGGGGCAUAUAUGCUAUUUGUUCUAGUACAGAGUAUGCUGUGAAAGGCCUGAGUUAAUGUUCUUUAAUCUUGUAUUUGCUUAAAUAAACCAGAUGGUCUCCUAAGUUUGUAACAGAUAGAAAAAAUGUAAGUAUUAAAAUAAUUACAGAUACUUCUGUAUUUUUUUCUUGUCUGUAUAUUUUAAUUAGAAUUUCAAAUGGUACAAAGUAAGGAGUGCUGUAUAGACAGCAAGUAAAUACACAAUGAUCUCUUUAAGGGUGGUGAUGCUGGCUUCUGUUUUAACAUUUUCAAACUCUCACCAUAAGUCUCAGAGGUAUUCUUCACUCAAGCACUGACUAAACAUACUGAAUACUUGAAGUGAUGGCAUACAGGAAUGAGAUGUAAUUGAAUUUCUGCAGUAACACAGGAAAUAUAAACAACUGUACUUUCUUUUCCUUCCAUUGCAAGGCAGAAACUGAAACCAUUUGCAAGGAUUUAAAAGAAAUUAGUGAGCAGGCACCUUUGGAGACUGUAUCUGAGGAGUCUGAAUGCACAAAGCUCCUCUUCACCAAAAUAUUUUAGUGGCCAGGUUUCCUUGCAUUUCAAGUAUUAGUAUACUUAGUUCUUUCUAGGCUGUGAAUCCAAAAUCAUCAUGUUUAAACGUUUUGUGAGAAUCAGCAUAGCAUUUUGACCUCUGAAACUGUGCUUUUUAGACAAGUUUGUAUCUAAGUCUCUUCACUUUGAAUUGAAGGUGUUAACAUGCGGAAAGAAGAAAACUGACACUAAUGGCACUUUUAGCAAAUAUAUCUGUGAAGCAUUAUUUACUAGGACACUACUGAUCAAACUAGCAGUGGGAUUAUUCAAAAUUGUUCUUUAAAGAUAAAAAAAGUGGCUCAGAAGAGACCCAGUAUUUUUUUCUUUUCUUCCUCCUCUCCCUCCUGAAAGUUUAAUCAUUACAAUGUGUUUCAUGUUCAUGCAUCUAAAACCAUCCAGAAAGCAUUUGCGAGCAGUAAGCUUAGCUAUGCUAAACAUCUCUCAAUCACUUUUACACAGCUGCUGAUCCAGCUGCAAAGAUUAACGUCCCUGUUACAUGUAUGAGUCAUCUUUAUUCUAGUGUGCUUUUGAAGUGAGUCUCUUCCCCAUUAAAUCCAUCCACUACUGUGUGUCAGAUCAACCUUCCACUCCUCCUAUUAGUCACAUCACUGCAGUGCAUGGCAAAAGCUGUCAGCCCAGGGUUGGCACUGUAGCUGUCUACUUCAGCUCUCUACUGUCUCUCUCUAAUCUUUGUUUGACAUUUCCCCCCAGUUUCCAUGAGAAUCUUUCUCAAUCAAGGCCAGGCAUCUGGGAAUCUAGAAACACUGGCUAGAGGAAAGGAAAUGCUAGUGAAAGCAGGACUUUUCCAUUCUUCUAGUUUUACAUAAUGUAUCUAAAUCAAGAGUCUCAGAUACUUGUCAGGAACAUUUUAAAAUGUAGAUUUUAUUAACAAAAAUCAUUUUGAUUUACAUAAAUAAAAUGGCAGUUUAUGCACAAUG